CUCGCGAUAAGUGGAUCCAGCGCGAGAGCUCGGGUCGGCUGCAUGUAAACAAACAGGAGCUGGCCGGAGUGAAAUCAUUAAGAUUUCAGGCAGUUAAAGGAUAAUCUGGAGUGAUUUUCCGGUGCGAUCUGGUGGAGGAGAUUAACGGCAGAUAAUCUCAGCUGUAACGGAGGCAGCCUCUGCAAUGUCCGUCCUCAUCCACACUCGCGGCGAGGCCGGCGGUGGCGUGGCGGCCCAUCUCCAGUGCCCCAUCUGCGGCCAUUUCUCCAAGAGCCACGCCCACCAGCUGACCCACAUGGCGGCAUCUCAUCCCGCCUCCCUGGACGGCGUGGCGGUGGGUCGCCUCGGCAACAUCGUGAUGUAUCAGAGCACGGCCCGCCUAUUCCACUGCUCCGACUGCUUCUUCACCACCCGAGACUUCACCAAGCUGUACAAGCACAUCAUCGCCAAACACUGCGUGGACGAGAGGGAGGGCGGCGGGGAUGAGGAGAAGGAGCGAGGGAAAAAUAAAGUGAAGAGUGAGGUCGAGGAGGUUGAGGAGGUGGAGGAGGCGAGGCCGGUCAAAGCGGACGGCGAAGGAGACGAGAGCGUCCUGAUGUUCGAUGGCGCCGGCUACCACUGCCUGAUCUGCGGCUGGAAGACCAAGCUGAAAGCCAUGGGCGUCAACCACGUGGUGAGGAAGCAUGACAUCCCCAAAGCGUACGCCGCCCAGGCCGUCAGACGGGAUGCCGUCGCCGCAAACACGCCCAAGCAGGCUCAGAGCAGCGGCGGGGCAGAGGAGGACGAGGCGGCGGCCGGGCUUAGCGGCGAGCUCCUGAAGGAGGAGAUGGAGGCCACGGCCAAAGUGGUGCGCUUCAUCUCCAACCGCUUCGUGUGUCUGAUCUGCGGCUGGAAGACCAAACUGAAAGGUUUCGCCAUCAGCCACGUGGUGCGCAGCCACGACGUGGAGCGUCCGUACGGCUGCAAAGACUGCAAGCGCUCCUUCUUCCUGCCCAGCCGGCUGCAGCAGCACGUCAGGGCGUCCCACCGGCCCGGGCGCUACGCCUGCCCCUUCUGCUGCUUUAGGUCGCACUUCCUGGGCGGGUUCAGGAGACACUGCAGCCGCUGCAACGCCCGGGAGGAGGAGAACGAAGCGGGA
Plectropomus leopardus (leopard coralgrouper) is the source of this 1138-nucleotide messenger RNA. NCBI's taxonomy places the organism in Eukaryota, Metazoa, Chordata, Actinopteri, Perciformes, Serranidae. The record is from RefSeq and is a predicted model, not a curated record.